GUCCCGGCCCCGGCCCCUGCCCCGCCCGCCGGCGGACGGGGUCGGGACGCAAGCUCCGCUCGGUGAGCUGGCUGGCGCGUUGAGGGUAUGGGGCGGGCGGCUCGGGAGCUGCUGUGGGUGCUGCUGUGGGUGCUGCUGGGCUGCACCGGGGCGCAGUACGAGAAGUACAGCUUCCGGGGCUUCCCGCCCGAGGACCUGAUGCCGCUGGCCGCGGCCUACGGGCACGCACUGGAGCAGUACGAGGGCGAGGGCUGGCGCGAGAGCGCGCGCUACCUGGAGGCGGCGCUGCGGCUGCACCGGCUUCUGCGGGACAGCGAGGCCUUCUGCCACGCCAACUGCAGCGGGCCCACGCCGCCCACCGCCUCGGCUCCCGGGUCUGUGCCCGGCCCUGAUGGCGGUAGCAGCGACGACUGGGCCCGCGAGCUGCGGCUCUUCGGCCACGUCCUGGAGCGCGCCGCCUGUCUGCGGCGGUGCAAGCGGACGCUGCCCGCCUUCCAGGUGCCCUACCCACCGCGCCAGCUGCUGCGCGACUUUCAGAGCCGCCUGCCCUACCAGUACCUGCACUACGCACAGUUCAAGGCUAACCGGCUGGAGAAGGCGUUGGCUGCGGCCUACACCUUCCUCCAGAAAAACCCGAAGCACGAGCUAACCACCAAGUAUCUCAACUACUACCGCGGGCUGCUGGACGCGGCCGAGGAGCCCCUCACAGACUUGGAGGCGCAGCCCUACGAGGCGGUGUUCCUCCGGGCGGUGAAGCUCUACAACAGUGGGGAUUUCCGCAGCAGCACAGAGGACAUGGAGCGGGCCCUGGCCGAAUACCUGGCCAUCUUUGCCCGCUGUCUGGCUGGCUGCGAGGGAGCCCACGAGCAGGUGGACUUCAAGGACUUCUACCCCGCCAUAGCAGAUCUCUUUGCAGAAUCCCUGCAGUGCAAGGUGGACUGUGAGGCCAACUUGACCCCCAACGUGGGUGGCUACUUCGUGGAGAAGUUCGUGGCCACCAUGUAUCACUACCUGCAGUUUGCCUACUACAAGUUGAAUGACGUGCGCCAGGCAGCCCGCAGUGCUGCCAGCUACAUGCUCUUCGACCCCGAGGACAAUGUCAUGCAGCAGAACCUGGUGUAUUACCGCUUCCACCGGGCUCGCUGGGGCCUGGAGGAGGAGGACUUCCAGCCCCGGGAGGAGGCCUUGCUCUACCAUAACCAGACGGCUGAGCUACGGGAGCUGCUGGAGUUUGCACACAUGUACCUGCAGUCAGAUGAUGAGAUGGAGCUGGAGGAGACAGAACCACCCCUGAAGGCCAAGGAUCACCCAUCAGAUGCUGAAUUUGAAGGGCAGGGUGACUAUGAGGAGGGCAUUUACGCUGACUGGUGGCAGGAGCCAGACGCCAAGGGUGAUGAGGCUGAGGCUGAGCCAGAGCCUGCACUAGCAUGAAAAGAGGGCCACCCUGCACCCCUCAAGGGCUUGGGAAACCUGGGCCCAAUGGCACCACCUUCACCAGCCUGGGCAGCAGCAGGAACUAUUUAUUAAACAUAUAAGAUGGACAUAGCUGCCCAGGCCCCAUCCCAUCCCACCUGUGAGUGCUGCUCUCCAGACCCCGCCUGCUUCCUCGAUGGGUCUCUGGACCAUGGGUGGUGCUACGGCCGCUGACGACCGUCCUCCCCAGUGCUCACCCCACCUGGACAGUCGUCUGGAGAACAUUCCAGCUCCUCCUAGUUGGGGUCUCCGCCUGAAUUGUAGAGACAGAAGAGGGGCAGCUGGCAUCAUGAGAGCCCUGGACCAGGAGUCCAUUGGUUCUUGGCACACUGGCCGUGGGUGCUCAAUAAAUGUUUCUUGUUGAAUGAAUCA
This is a messenger RNA of Hipposideros armiger (great roundleaf bat), 1845 nucleotides long. RefSeq names its product prolyl 3-hydroxylase family member 4 (inactive) (gene P3H4). Gene Ontology annotation, molecular function: collagen binding; protein binding. Gene Ontology annotation, biological process: peptidyl-lysine hydroxylation; collagen fibril organization. Lineage: Eukaryota; Metazoa; Chordata; Mammalia; Chiroptera; Hipposideridae. The coding region runs from base 88 to 1431 and encodes 447 amino acids. The record is from RefSeq and is a predicted model, not a curated record. Gene Ontology annotation, cellular component: endoplasmic reticulum. The transcript has 8 exons.